AUGGCUCGCAGAGCUAGAAGCAGCUCCGACAGGCGAAGUCGCAGCCGCAGCAGCAGCAGCCGGAGCAGAAAGAGCAAGAGCCGAAGCAGCAGCAAAAGCAGCAAAAGCAAGAAGAGCAGGAGCAGGAAGAGCAGGAAAGCCAGCAGCCAAAGUGGGAGCCGAAGGAGGCGCAGCCGCAGCCGCAGUCGGAGCCGGAGGAGCCCGAGCCGAAGUCGGCGGAACCGCCGAGCCAGGGCGCGCGGUGGAAGGCGCCGGGAGCGGAGCCGCAGCCACUCGCGCCGGAACCGCUCGAGCAAGCGCCGCUCCAAGAGCCCCGCGGCAGGAGCCAAGUCGGCUUCGGCUUCGGCGACCUCCGAGGCCUACGGCGCUGGCGCCUACUCCCUCUAUGGCUGGGGAUCAGGCUACAGGAGCUGGAACGCUUGGCCUGAGAGUUCCUACUACUCGGGCUAUUCGGCUUACCAGGGGUACCAGUACACGCAGCGCGACUACGCCACAGAGAAGCCGGAGAAUUAUAUGGCGUUCGUGCAGCAGCACGUCAGGGAGGGCAAGAACGGCACGGAGGUGAUCCUCAGCAAUAACAUGUGCCAAGACCGGCACGUUGAUGAUCUGCUCCUUUGCAUCGAGUCCUGGCUUGCACGGCAGUAUGGACGAAGCGGCGCCCAGCCGUGGCAGCUGGGAACUCUGGAUCUCUCGUUGAACGGGCUGUCCGACGACAGCGUCGCCCGCAUUGCGGACCGGCUUCGGCAGCUGCAUGUUCGAGUACGAUGCUUGGACUUGACUGGAAACAAGGCCGCGACGAAAGGCCUCGCGGCAUUGGAAGCCUAUCUUUGGAACUGCUCGGAGCCGUUUCAAGAGAUCUCUCUUGCAGACAACGAGAUUGUGGUGGAGGCCGGCUCUGGCGAGGAGAAUCCGGUCUCCUCCUUCCUCCGCUGCCUUUACAACCACCCAAACUAUCCGCGGAAGACCAGUUCCGACGCCGGCGUCCUGAUUCACCCUCUCGUUCUCCGCCUGGGAAAGAACCGGAUCGGGGACCUCCCGGGGCUCCUUCGAGACAUCCGGACCAAGGUGGGCGGCCGGGCCCGCUUCUGCCGAUCCGCAGAGGCCUACAAAGAGUCCGAGUCGGAGGAGUUCCUGUCCGUGCACAUCGCGGACCAGCCCGAGAGCGACGGAGAGGCGGAAGACCCGAAACCGCCAGCCUCGCCAGCCCAGCAAGCGGAGGAUUCGGCCUGGAAGCGGCGCCAGCGCCGUCGCAAGGCGAAGGAGCUGAGCGCCAAGGACGAGGAGGACCCAAAGGAGAGCCCGAAGUCUGAGGAGAGCGAGGACGAGGAGAAGCCUCGCAAGACGGAGGAGCCCAAGGAAGGCAAGAAGAAGAAGGCGAAGAAGGAGAACGGGAAGACCAAGAAGAAAAAGAAGAAGAGAAGCAAGCGGAAUGUCUCGGAAGAGGAGAACGGCAAAGAGCAGACGCAGACAGGUCCCGGUUCGGAGGCGGAGACGGAGGAAGGCGAGGAGGAGAACAGCGACGAGGUCGUGGACGCUGGAGUCGCUGGAGCGAUGGAGCUGGGAGCGCCCUCCGAGCCCGAGGCCGUCGAGGAGCCGGAGCCGGAGGAGGAGGAGCCGGAGGUUCCCUUGAAGCCCCAGGCCGAGGAAGCCGAGGAGGCCGAGGGCCAUGGCUCCUCCCAGCCCAGCAAGCCCGCUCGAAGCUUCUCCCCUUCGGCGCUCUCAUCGGAGGAUCAAGCCCGUCUGAAGAAGGAGACGGCGGAGAGACUCAGGCUGAUGGAGGGUCUGGUUGAGAGCAUCGGGGAAAGCGCACUGGGGAAGCUGGCCGAGCUGACGGUGCGACUGCUGGUGAGCGGCAAGCGAUCGGAGGACAUGAUGUCGGAGCUGAAGCCCUUUGUGGGCAAGCAGCGAGCUUCGGAGCUGGUGGAGUGGAUGGACGAGCACUGCCAGUCGGGUGUGAGCGCGAGGGAGACGGCAGAAAGCGAGCUGGUGGCCGGUGUGGCGUUUCGCCCACAGAAGUGCAGGCCUUCCCAGAACAGUCGCCACCAUGACAGCACCUUCGUUGCAGAGGACGGUACCCGAAUUGCGUACAGGCUCUACAAAAGCGCCGACGCGGAGGCCAAGCAAGCGCAGGAGGGCCGGCUCCUGGUGUUAUGCUACUUCCAUGCCAACGCCGAGUUGUGCACGGACCUGGAGGGGGAGGUGAAGAACUUCUUCGACUGCGGGUUUGCCUUGGUCCUGUGUCCCGAGUUUCGCGGCUACGCCUGGAGUGAGGGCAAGCCAAGCUUGAAGUCCCUCUACCCUGAUUGCGAGGCGUUCAUGCAGGCGCUGCCCUCCAUCCUGGAGGGGGCGGGCCUGCAGGCCGAUGGUCUGCAGCUCAUCUUGCAUGGACGCAGCCUGGGGUCUGCCUGUGCCAUUCACCUGGCCUCCCUGCAGGAUGAAAGGGUCGGUGGCCUUGUCGUGGAGUCCGGCGUCAUGGACCUCCUUGCCUUGCCAAUGGUCAUGCAGAUCGGCAUGAUGAUGCCGCAAGUGCUUCAGGCCUUGAGGGCGCAGCCCUGCCCUUUGAAGAUGCUCGAGGAGAUCCGGCAGGUCACGGUUCCAACGCUGAUCAUCCACGGAGAUCAGGACGAGAUCAGCCCUGUGGAGCAAGCCGUGUGCGCACACAAAGCUUGCAGCUCACAGCGGAAGCUGGUAAGGUACCCCAGGGCUGGGCACAACGACCUUCGACUGCUUUCCAAGCGGGAGUACUUCCAGGAGCUGGCCGCGCUCUGCACUUCGGUGGUCACCGGCAACCCCGAGGCUUUGGCGGAGCCCUCCGGCCAGACGUGGCUGGGCAUGAUCAGCGACUUCAUCAGCAACGGCUCGGCAUUGAAGUGCUUACCCGGAGUGCGGCGGUGCUUCGUCACCGAUCCCGAGAUGACGAACUCGCCUCGCUGA
Messenger RNA from Symbiodinium sp. CCMP2456, 2934 nucleotides. Lineage: Eukaryota; Dinophyceae; Suessiales; Symbiodiniaceae. The record is from the annotation of a GenBank genome assembly.